AUGUCUCAAGGCAUCAGUUGUGUGCUUCUGCUCUGGGGGUUUGUGACGACUCUCCAUGGCCAACAGCAAGAGGUCCUUUCCCCCAGCAUCUCCGAGAGAAGCAAUACCUGCCCAGAGAAAACCGACUGCCCCAUCAAUGUGUACUUCGUGCUGGACACCUCUGAGAGUGUGACCAUGCAGUCGCCCACAGACAGCCUGCUCUAUCACAUGCAGCAGUUCGUGCCGCAGCUCAUCAGCCAGCUGCAAGACACUUUCUACCUGGACCAGGUGGCCCUGAGCUGGCGCUACGGCGGCCUGCACUUCUCCGACCAGGUGGAGGUGUUCAGCCGGCCGGGCAGUGACCGUGCCUCCUUCACCAAGGCGCUGCAGGGCAUCCGCUCCUUCCGCCGGGGCACCUUCACCGACUGUGCACUGGCCAACAUGACCCAGGAGGUGCGGCAGAGUGGAGGCAAGGAUGUGGUCAACUUUGCCGUGGUCAUCACUGAUGGCCAUGUCACUGGCAGCCCCUGUGGGGGCAUCAAGAUGCAGGCCGAGCGGGCACGAGAGGCAGGCAUCAAGCUCUUUGCCGUGGCCCCCAACCCCAACCUGAAUGAGCAGGGUCUGCGGGACAUUGCCAGCUCGCCCUAUGAGCUGUACCGUAGCAACUACGCCACCAUGAAGCGGGACACCACUGACAUCGACGAAGACACCAUCAACCGCAUCAUCAAGGUCAUGAAACACGAAGCUUAUGGCGAGUGUUACAAGGUGAGCUGCCUGGAGAUCGCCGGCCCCCCUGGUCCCAAGGGCUACCGAGGACAGAAGGGUGCCAAGGGCAACAUGGGUGAGCCAGGAGAGCCUGGACAGAAGGGGCAUCAGGGAGAUCCAGGCAUCGAAGGCCCUAUUGGAUUCCCAGGACCCAAGGGUGUUCCUGGCUUCAAAGGAGAGAAGGGCGAGUUUGGAGCUGAUGGCAGGAAGGGGGCUUCCGGCCUGGCUGGCAAGAAUGGGACCGAUGGACAGAAGGGCAAGCUGGGCCGCAUCGGGCCUCCAGGCUGCAAGGGUGACCCUGGGAGCCGGGGCCCUGAUGGCUAUCCAGGAGAUGCAGGCAACCCUGGGAUGCAAGGAGACCAAGGUGCCAAGGGAGAUGCUGGACGCCCAGGACGCAGAGGUCCCCCAGGAGAAAGCGGGGCCAAAGGCAACAAGGGAUAUCAAGGCAAUGAUGGUGCCCCAGGAAGUCCCGGCUUGAAAGGAGCCAAGGGCGGGCCUGGGCCUCGGGGACCUAAAGGCGAGCCAGGACGCAGGGGAGAUCCUGGAGCCAAGGGCAGCCCUGGGAGUAAUGGCCCCAAGGGGGAGAAGGGGGACCCUGGCCCCGAGGGAUCCCGGGGCCUGGCUGGAGAGGUCGGCAGCAAAGGGGCCAAGGGAGAUCGAGGCCUGCCUGGACCCAGAGGCCCUCAGGGAGCUCUUGGUGAACCAGGGAAUCAGGGAUCUCGGGGAGACCCUGGUGAUGCUGGGCCACGUGGAGAUUCAGGACCACCCGGUCCCAAGGGAGACCCUGGCAGGCCUGGAUUCAGCUACCCAGGACCCCGAGGAACGCCUGGACAAAAGGGGGAGCCAGGCCCACGUGGCCCUGAGGGAGGCAGAGGAGACUUUGGUGUAAAAGGAGCCCCAGGAAGAAAAGGAGACAAGGGUGAGCCUGCAGACCCUGGUCCCCCCGGUGAACCAGGUCCUCGAGGGCCCCGAGGAGUCCCAGGACCCCAGGGUAUGCCUGGCCCCCCUGGAGACCCUGGUCUCACGGAGUGUGAUGUCAUGACCUACGUGAGGGAGACGUGUGGGUGCUGUGACUGUGAGAAGCGCUGUGGUGCCCUGGACGUGGUGUUUGUCAUCGACAGCUCUGAGAGCAUCGGCUACACUAACUUCACUCUGGAGAAGAACUUCGUCAUCAAUGUGGUCAAUCGGCUGGGCGCCAUCGCCAAGGACCCCAAAUCAGAGACAGGCACUCGAGUGGGUGUGGUGCAGUACAGCCAUGAGGGCACCUUCCAGGCCAUCCAGCUAGAUGACGAGCGGAUCAACUCGCUGUCCAGCUUCAAGGAGGCCGUCAAGAACCUUGAAUGGAUCGCCGGCGGCACCUGGACACCCUCGGCCCUCAAGUUCGCCUACAACAAGCUCAUCAAGGAGAGCAGGCGACAGAAGACCCGUGUGUUUGCAGUGGUCAUCACGGAUGGCCGCCAUGACCCCCGGGAUGACGACCUGAACCUGCGGGCCCUCUGCAGCGAUGAUGAUGUCACGGUCACAGCCAUCGGCAUCGGUGACAUGUUCCAUGAGCAGCACGAGAGUGAGAACCUCAAUUCCAUUGCCUGCAACAAGCCUCAGCAGGUGCGCAACAUGACGCUUUUCUCCGAGCUGGUGGCCGAGAAGUUCAUUGACGACAUGGAGGACAUCCUGUGCCCAGAUCCCCAGAUCGUCUGUCCUGACCUUCCCUGCCAAACAGAGCUGUACGUGGCCCAGUGCACGCAGCGGCCUGUGGACAUCGUCUUCCUGCUGGACGGCUCCGAGCGGCUGGGCGAGCAGAACUUCCUCAAGGCCCGGCGCUUUGUGGAGGAGGUGUCCCGGCGACUGACGCUGGCACGCCGGGAUGAUGAUCCGCUCAACGCCCGCGUAGCGCUGCUGCAGUAUGGCAACCCGCGCGAGCAGCAGGUGGCCUUCCCGCUGACUGCCAAUCUGACAGUCAUCCAGGAGGCGCUGGAGGAGGCACGCUACCUCAACUCCUUCUCGCACGUGGGCACCGGCAUCGUGCACGCCAUCAACACAGUGGUGCGGGGCGCGCGGGGCGGGGCGCGGCGCCACGCUGAGCUCUCCUUCGUCUUCCUCACCGACGGCGUCACCGGGAACGAGAGCCUCGAGGAGUCGGUGCACUCCAUGCGCAAGCAGAAUGUGGUGCCCACCGUGGUGGCCGUGGGCAACGACGUGGAUAUGGAUGUGCUCUCCAAGAUCAGCCUCGGCGACACGUCUGCCAUCUUCCGCGAGAAGGACUACGACAGCCUGGUGCAGCCCAGCUUCUUUGACAGAUUUAUCCGCUGGAUCUGUUAG
This is a messenger RNA of Elephantulus edwardii (Cape elephant shrew), 3063 nucleotides long. It is a transcript of the gene COL6A2, whose product is annotated as collagen, type VI, alpha 2. The record is from RefSeq and is a predicted model, not a curated record. Bases 1 to 3063 code for a protein of 1020 amino acids. Lineage: Eukaryota; Metazoa; Chordata; Mammalia; Macroscelidea; Macroscelididae. The transcript is spliced from 27 exons.